UUGAAAUGAAGAGGCAAUCUUGCUUCAAGGCUAUAGCUUUCUUGCUAUCUCUCUUCCCCUUGCCUGAGUGCAUUCAAUCGAUUAUUAGGUUAAGCGUAGAAGUUCCUCCAGCAAUAAGCCAAGAAUGUUACGGAGAAGUCUUAGAUGAAUUUUCUAAGAAGGCAAAGGUUCCUGGCUUUCGGCAGGGAAAGAAAGUUCCAGAAAAUAUUCUUCUAAACUACAUUGGUAGACAGAACAUUCAACAAGCUGUAGUUGAGGCAACUUUGAAAAAAACUCUUCCACAUGCUAUGUCUUCCGUACGUGAACAUAACAUUAGCUUGCCAACUUGUAGUAGAAGGCAGUCAUUUAUCCAUCCAAUAUUAAGACAAAUUUCUGUUGAAAUAACGGUGCCAAUCCCUAGAAGUGGCAAUGGGCAUGGGUUGAGCGAGAUGUGGCCAGCCCGCAUUCCAUGCCUAAUAUCACGUCGGCUUAGAAAUGAAUGGGCUGGGUUAGGUUAA
This is a messenger RNA of Zingiber officinale, 497 nucleotides long. Its product is annotated as trigger factor-like protein TIG, Chloroplastic. Gene Ontology annotation, biological process: protein unfolding; protein transport; 'de novo' cotranslational protein folding. The record is from RefSeq and is a predicted model, not a curated record. Lineage: Eukaryota; Viridiplantae; Streptophyta; Magnoliopsida; Zingiberales; Zingiberaceae. Bases 6 to 497 code for a protein of 163 amino acids. The transcript has 4 exons. Gene Ontology annotation, molecular function: ribosome binding; protein folding chaperone; peptidyl-prolyl cis-trans isomerase activity.